AUGGCCGCGGAACGUAAGUUAAAAGCUCUCAAGCAACGGCUGAGGAGCAUCUUGGUGUCGUUCAACUUGAUUAAAACGUUCGUGGACGAAUACGAGGAAGAACAACACGAAAUGGAAGUUCCAGUACGGAUCGAACACCUGGGAACCAUUUGGAACGAUUUCACCAACGUGCAAAGUGAACUUGAAGUCUGCGACAAUCUCGACAAUCCUUCAAUCGACCAAUUACUGAAACAACGUGCGGAAUUUGAAACCAAUUACUACCGGGUGAAAGGUUUUCUCCUGGCAGUAAAUAAAGCUCCUGAUCCUGUACCAGCCUCUAGUUCUAACCUAUCGACGAAUUUCCCUGGACGAUACCCUCACAUACGUCUUCCCGAUGUUAAAAUCCCAGUGUUCAACGGAAAUUUAGAAUGUUGGCUCAACUUCCACGACCUUUUUGUCUCGCUCGUUCACGCAUCGACAGAGAUUUCUACCAUCCAGAAGUUUUAUUACUUACGUUCCUCUCUCACCGGCGAUGCUUUGAAAUUGAUUCAAUCAAUACCUAUUAGUGCGAAUAACUAUCCAGUGGCCUGGAAUCUGUUAGUCGACCAUUUCCAAAACCCAGCGCGUUUAAAACAGUCAUACAUCGACGCACUUUUCGAGUUUACUGCACUAAAACGCGAAUCCGCAACAGAUCUACAUUCUUUAGUGGAAAACUUUGAAGCAACGGUAAAGAUUUUGAAUCAACUUGGGGAGAAAACUCAAUACUGGGAUGUUAUGCUCAUUCGUAUGUUGAGCAUUCGACUCGAUCCUACCACCAGGCGAGAUUGGGAGGAUUUUUCUUCGGCACGCAACACAAUUUCUUUCCAAGAUUUGGUCGCAUUCAUCCAGCGGAGAGUAACGGUCUUGCAGAGUAUCGGAAACAAAAUUCCUGAAGGCUUAACUCAAAAUCCACCUAGAAAGUCUAACCCAAAAUCCGUAUCCAGUCUCGGUGCGAUGCAAACCUUCACACGCAAGUGCAUCAUCUGUUCGGAGAACCACCCACUUUACAAGUGCUCUCAGUUCUCACACAUGAAGAUAGAGGACAAGGAGCAGGAAGUUAGACGUCAUCAGUUGUGCCGAAAUUGUUUGCGGAAGGGGCACAUGUCACGAAACUGUCCAUCUACGAGCACCUGUCGAAAAUGUAAUGGUCAUCAUCACACUCAACUUUGCUUCAAGGAUCAUCCCAAGCCAGACUCUAAACCUGAGCGAAUCUCUCCCAACUCGGUAGACACACAUCAGCCUGAACCAACCACAUCCGCUGCCGCUUCUCUCAUUCAAGCUACAACUACUUCAAUCAACAACGGGAAGCUACUGAAAGUAGUUCUAGCUACAGCUGUUAUCCAAUUGGUCGAUGAUAGUGGAAGAGUCCACGCCGCUCGCGCGCUCUUAGAUUCCGGCAGUGAAUGCUGCUUCAUAACGGAUGCUCUCUCGCAGGCUAUGAAAGUUAAUCGAACGAAAAUUUCUCUCCCCAUUGCUGGUAUAGGCCAUUGUGCAACAUACGCCAAAUACAAACUUCGCGCGACUAUUCGUUCCCGCUUCAAUGACUAUGCUUCCCUGACUGAAUUCUUAGUAUUGCCUAAACUUACCGUCGAACUCCCGUCUGCGGCUAUCGACGUUUCUACUUGGAACCUACCAACCGAUGUCGAACUUGCCGAUCCAUCAUUCAACCGUCCAGGCCCUAUUGAUGUUGUCAUUGGAGCGGAAAUAUUCUUCGAAUUAUUCAAAUACCGUGAACGAAUUUCCCUCGGAACAACCCUUCCUGUCCUUGUCAAAUCUGAGCUGGGGUGGAUAGUUACUGGAAAGACUUCCUUCAGUCAGCCGAUCACACCGAUUGUUUCCAACGUAGCCACUAUCAGCGAGCUUCAUAGAUUCCUCGAGCGCUUUUGGGAAAUCGAAGAGGAUGACGCCAAACCAGGACCAUCAGUGGACGAAGCCGCUUGCGAGAACCAUUUUGCAGAAACCGUUGCCCGGACUGAUGAAGGUCGCUACAUUGUCCGCCUGCCCACUCGUGAAAUCAUACUCAGCAACCUAGGAGACAACCGCAAGUCAGCAGUCAGACGAUUUCAUUUGCUAGAAGGUAAAAUCAAACGCAACGAGACUUUCCAUCAACAGUAUCGAGAUUUCAUGAAUGAAUAUGAAGAUCUCAAGCACAUGCAGAAGAUUUCAUUCAUCACCGGCACGCUGGCUCAAUCCUACCACCUCCCCCAUCAUGCUGUUAUACGAGAGAGCAGUUCAACAACGAAGCUGAGAGUCGUCUUCGAUGCGUCGUGCAAAUCCGCCACCGGUUACUCUCUCAACGACGCUGUUAUGGUCGGCCCUAUUAUCCAAGACGAUUUGCGCGCCAUCAUUACACGUUCCCGAAUGCAUCCCGUUAUGUUGAUUGCGGACAUAAAACAGAUGUAUCGGCAAAUCCUUGUCGAUAACAGAGAUACACCAUUGCAGAGAAUUGUCUGGAGGAAUCAUGACGACGAACCACUAAGCACCUACGAACUGAAAACCGUUACCUAUGGUACUGCUUGUGCGCCCUUCCUCGCGACAAGAGUACUAAAGCAAUUGGCAAAGGAUGAGCAACAUAGAUUCCCUUCCGCUGCCAAAAUUCUGCAAAGAGAUUUCUACAUGGACGAUCUUUUUUCGGGUGGCCAGAACAUCGACGAAGUAAGGAACCUUCGGAAGGAGCUGGAGGAACUUUGCAAGCUUGGCGGUUUCGAAUUACGAAAAUUUGGGUCUAAUUCAACAGCUGUAAUCGACGAGGUACCGAUGGAAAAUCGUGCAAUACAAUCAUCAGUGGAUUUAGAUCGGGAAUCAUGUAUUAAAACCUUAGGUUUGAAUUGGGAUCCAUCCGAGGAUCAUUUGCGUUACAAGAUUCAUCUCUCUUGCGACCCGGAGAAUUUUGUCUUAACCAAACGAAUUGCCUUAUCCAGAAUUGCUCAAAUCUUCGACCCACUAGGGCUUUUGGGUCCCGUUAUUGUUAGCGCCAAACUGUUCAUGCAAUCUCUGUGGACUUUGAAGGACGAAAAAGACAACACUCUGAACUGGGACGAUCCUCUACCGGAAGCUCUUUCGAAAAAAUGGAACAUCUUUUACUUCAAAUUGCCACUUCUAGAACAUCUCAGAAUCCCACGCUGUGUAGUUUUUCCAAACGCAACAUCAAUUGAACUGCACAUAUUCUCAGACGCAUCAGAACGAGCAUACGGAGCUUGUGCGUAUGUGCGAUCACGCGACAAUGUUGGUUGUGUUCGCGUAGCAUUGCUGACUUCUCGUUCAAAGGUUGCCCCCCUCAAGCGAAUAAGUAUACCACGACUCGAACUUUGUGGUGCGCUCCAUGCCGCCGAAUUGUACACCAAAAUCUGCUCAUCCACUCAGCUAAACUGUCCCACCUUUUUCUGGGUCGAUUCUACCACCGUCCUCGCAUGGUUGAAUUGUUCACCGUCAACAUGGGCAAAUUUUGUUGCCAAUCGAGUCUCCAAAAUUCAACUCGCCACAAUCAACUCCCACUGGAAUCACGUGCCCGGCAGCGAAAACCCAGCAGACCAUGUUUCGAGAGGAAUACCGCCAGAAGAACUUCUUUCAUGUGACAUCUGGUGGCACGGACCGGCUUGGCUAAAGGAAGAACGAGAUGCGUGGCCAUCUAUUACUGCUCAACCCGAAAAUUCAACUGACGUGUUACAAGAACAGCGAAAAUCAUCUAUGAUGACGACCACAUUAUGUUCCCCUGAGCCCUCGUUUGUAGAUGAUUUGGUCAAACGAUUCAGUAGCUACCAGCAUCUCCUCCGAGUUACCGCUUUCUGUCAACGGCCAGCGAAAAUAUUUCGACUACCUUCAACCAAAAGAAUCCUCAACUGUGUUCUGUCGGUGGAAGAAAUCAACGAAGCAGAAAAAACUCUUUUUCGAUUAGUUCAGCAGCAAACUUACGAACAAGAUCUCAAUAAUCUUCGAAAAGAUCAACCAAUAUCCCCCAAAUCCCGACUGAAAUGGUUCAGUCCUUUCCUGGGCCCCGAUCAACUUCUACGCGUGGGUGGACGAUUAGCAAAUUCCAAUAAAAACUACGAUACUCAACAUCAAAUCAUCUUGCCAUCAUCUCACCAAAUUACCGCUCUCUUAGUCGAAAACUUACAUCGCAAACACUUGCACGCAGCACCCACGCUUCUACUUACCAUCAUUCGACUACGCUUCUGGAUCAUAGGGGCCAGAAGCUUAACGAAAAAGGUGGUGCACAAGUGCUUGCAAUGCUUCAAAGCCAAACCAACAAUGGUGCAGCAAUUCAUGGGAGAGUUGCCACGAUCGCGCGUCACUGCCACCCGACCGUUCGCAGUCACUGGAGUGGACUAUUGGGGUCCAAUAUUACUGCAACCACCACACCGGAGAGCAUCACCAAGGAAGGCUUUCGUAGCAGUAUUCAUAUGCUUCAGCACGAAGGCCGUUCAUCUGGAGCUCGUUCCAGAUCUGACCACCAUCAAGUUCCUGCAAGCCUUCAAAAGAUUCGUCGCUCGCCGAGGGCUGUGCACUGAUGUAUACAGCGACAACGGGACGAAUUUUGUGGGAGCAAAGAACGAAAUCAAACGUCUUCUUCGUUCUGAGAAUCAUCGAGCCGAGGUGUCCAAAAGCUGUUCAGAAAUGCAGAUUCGUUGGCACUUCAACCCGCCGAAAGCCUCUCAUUUCGGUGGGCUGUGGGAGGCAGCGGUCCAGUCGGCACAAAAACAUUUUAUUCGCGUGUUGGGAACACGCUCCUUACCCUAUGACGAUAUGGAAACGUUACUUUGUCAAAUUGAAUGUUGCCUUAAUUCGCGACCAUUAGUUCCUCUCAGCGACGAUCCCUCGGAUUUUGACCCCCUCACCCCUGGUCACUUCCUGACUGGCUCAGCCCUCAAGGCAGUUCCCGACAGAGACUUUUCUGACAUCAAUUACGACAGACUCAAACAGUGGCAAAAAGUUCAAAAAAUCAUCCAAGAUAUUUGGAAACGGUGGCACUUGGAGUAUCUGUCCACCUUGCAACCCAGAACGAAAUGGUUCCGUCCACCAGUCACUUUCCAACCAGGCCAAUUAGUUCUCCUCCGGGACGAGAAUACUCCUCCAAUGCGAUGGCCAACAGCCCGAAUAAUCGAUGUUCAUCCUGGGAGCGACGGUAUCAUCAGAGUAGUUUCGCUGCAAACACCGAAGGCAAAAACAACUCGCUGUGUCCAGAAAAUAUGUUUGCUUCCUAUUGCACCACAUCAAAUCCAGAACGACGACAAAACGGGUCAGCUGAACACCACGGACGACAAGUAG
Molecule: messenger RNA, 5283 nt
Organism: Uranotaenia lowii
Lineage: Eukaryota; Metazoa; Arthropoda; Insecta; Diptera; Culicidae
Exons: 1
Coding region: 1-5283 (1760 amino acids)
Biological process (GO): DNA integration
Molecular function (GO): zinc ion binding; nucleic acid binding
Source: RefSeq, a predicted model, not a curated record